CUUUUAUUAUUGGUUGACCAAAAAAUCUUUAUUUGCAAACAAUUUGGGAGUAUAUAAAACACGAGCAGAACAUUAGUUGAUCACAUAUCAAUACUUCGAUCCAUCUUGGUUCUGAAUAAGUAGCUAGGUACGGGCUAAAAUAAGUAAAAUGGGGAUAUAUAGAAGGAGAAGUUGGUAGUGUCGUUUUGAGCGGGGGAAUUGAAUAAGUUUAUAUAUGAUGCAGGUGGUGGUGGCGAUUAAUACAGCGGCGGCGGUGGCAUUGGGUUUAGGUUAUGUUGGGAGGAAGUUUAUAUGGAAGAAGCUGGCGCGGGAAAAGGGAGAAAGGUAUAAUAUAAUGUGAACCGGACAAACUGGCCGGUGGUCGGAAUGCUGCCGGGGAUAUUACAAAAUGCGGGCCGCAUCCACGACAACGUGGCGGAGAUUCUAAAACACAACGGCGGCACAUUUGAGGUGAAAGGGCCUUGGGGCUUUACUAACCUCAACUUGUUCCUCACCUGUGACCCAGCAAACAUCAACCACAUCCUCUGCCGGAACUUCAAGAACUACCCAAAGGGCCCCCAUUUCCAGAGAAUCUUCGACGUUCUCGGGGAGACUAAACAUUUGGAGACUAAACAUGCUAGAAGAAAUAUAAAGAAAUGCUAUUCUAAACUGAGCUUAAGAGUUAAGAGUAUAAAGGAAUUGGUAUCCAAUUGUGAAGGGAAGGAGGUGUAUUUAUAGACUUUUUGGGAGUGUAGUUCGG
This is a messenger RNA of Cuscuta epithymum, 739 nucleotides long. NCBI's taxonomy places the organism in Eukaryota, Viridiplantae, Streptophyta, Magnoliopsida, Solanales, Convolvulaceae. The record is from the annotation of a GenBank genome assembly.